Osmerus eperlanus (European smelt) is the source of this 3021-nucleotide messenger RNA. RefSeq names its product putative ATP-dependent DNA helicase Q1. The record is from RefSeq and is a predicted model, not a curated record. The coding region runs from base 1158 to 1988 and encodes 276 amino acids. NCBI's taxonomy places the organism in Eukaryota, Metazoa, Chordata, Actinopteri, Osmeriformes, Osmeridae. Gene Ontology annotation, cellular component: chromosome; nucleus; cytoplasm. Gene Ontology annotation, molecular function: ATP binding; 3'-5' DNA helicase activity; nucleic acid binding. Gene Ontology annotation, biological process: double-strand break repair via homologous recombination. The transcript has 3 exons.
UACCCACAAGCUGAAAUGAAUUUCAAAAAUGUGAGAGUCACACAAAAGAGGCAGUGUGGAAGCUGAACUGCAUCAUCUUAACAAAGCUAAGAGCUAAAAUAGCCUACAAUGCGAGAGAUGCUAGUCGUAACAAGAAUAUUAUCGUUUUAACAGCUGAAAUUAUAGUUGGGAUAGUAAUAGCAGUAGCAGAUGUAGCCUACCAUUGAGUGCGUUUACUCGGCUUUCUUAGUAGGAUUCAAUGUGUUGAUGGAAUGAAACAUACAGCAGUAGGGCCGAUACAGGAAGACACGGCGACACUUUGUUGCAGAAGGAUGAUGGUGCAAGUUUUGUCCGUGGAGCAUACAAUGAUUAAUAAAAAAGAAUCAUGUAGACACGUUUAUUGAGUAAUCGCAUAACUAAUUACACAUGUAAACGGAGUAAUCGUAUUAUUGGCAUAAACAACAAUUGCUAAUAAUCGGGUUUCUCAUGGUCAAGUAAACGUACUAAUCACCUAUUUGAGAGACUGAGUGGUGCGUGUCUGUCGUUGCCACGGUGAUGGUGCAGCUAUGAUUGCUAACGCGCUGAGAGCAGAGAAUAACAGAAAUGUAGCUAGAAUCCACAUCUCAAACAAGUUAACCUAGACGCAAAACUAUACGUCCAAUCCAAAAAAUAAGGAUAUUUUCCGAGACCCAAGACUCUGCCUAAACCAGAGAUGUCCUUUAUAUGUCUGUGCUUUAUAUGUCUGUGUUUCAAAAUCUUGUUCUUUUUGCUUUCCCUGACGAUUUUGUCACCAGAUUUGCAUUGGUCUCUAUGGGGCGAGAGUUGGACUUUGUCUCGCUUUCGUGGGGCUCUGAACAAAUGUGUACGUCUGUUGGAUUCAACAGACAACUGUCUACGACCAGCACAAAAUUAGCUAUCUAUUGAUCCAAAAACGAAGCAUGAAGAGCGAAAAUUGUUAGCCUGGCUGCCAGCCCAACUUCGUCCCGCCCACAAAAAAAUUUGGUCGGGAAGUUGGGUCUGGAGGGUCUCGUAUUGGGGACAACUACAGAAAACCAGAAUCUGGGCGGACCAAUGAAAUUGCCAGGGCGGGCUUUAUACGAUGAUGGACAGAUGAUCAACAGUAACGUAAUCACCCACGUCACAAAAGAGCGCUUAAGUUGAAUUCGUUUUGAACAAACAUGGCUACCGCUGGAGAUCUGGGAUGUUAUGAUUCUGCCAUCGAGUCUGUUUUAGAAGACAUCGACAGCGCAUUAAUUUUGAAAGAGGAACAGAGAAACGCAAUUAAGGCAUUUGUCGAUGGAAAAUAUGUUUUUGCCGUCCUUCCCACGGGAUUCGGUAAAAGUUUAAUUUAUCAGCUGGCCCCGAUGGUCGCGAAGAAGAUGGGACACAAUGAAAACCCAGUGGCCAUUGUGGUUUCUCCUUUGGUUGCUCUCAUGGAGGACCAAGUGAAAGAGGCGACCGAAUUGGGAAUCACGGCGAUGCAAUUCGGCGUGCACAACAAGGUGGAUAUUACCAGUGGUCGUUGCCAGCUCCUUUUCGGAAGCCCGGAAUCCUGGCUGCUGAACAAGAAGUGGAGGGACAUGCUAGGCUCCGAUGUUUUUCAAGCCAACGUAAUGGGUAUCGUCGUGGAUGAAGUUCAUCUAACUUACAAAUGGGGUCAGGGUGCAAAAGGGCAGACGGCAUUUCGCGAGAGCUUCGACAAGUUGGGAGAACUAAGAACCCUAGUUAAAGCUGGUACACCUGUGCUGGCAUUGACUGCUUCUGCUGAUCGGCAAUCCAUAGCCAGGGUUAUGAAACGGCUUCAGAUGGACAAUCCAACUGUUUUGGCUCGGAGCCCAAACAGAACAAACAUCAGACUGGGUCUGAUUAAAGUACCUGUCCAUGCACUGGACUGCCUAGACUGGAUUGUGAGGGAUGUUAAAGAAAAGGGUAUCUCCAUAUUGCCAGUUAUUAUCUACUGCAAAACUGUGAAGGCAGUUGGCAGAGUGUUCUGCCAUUUGAAGGGGUAACUCGGUGAAGAUUCCUGGGUUGACCAAGACCCUGAGAAAAAGACUGAAAACCUGCUGAUAGGUAUGUUCCACAGCCAGACACUCCCUCAGAAUAAGAACAGAAUGCUGUAAUCUCUGAGUGGACAGGGUAGCUGCCGAGUUGUCGUGGCAACAACUGCUCUUGGGAUGGGCUUAAAUUUUCCCAACGUAUCACACAGUGAUGUAUGGGUUACCAGACGAUGUGGAAGCCAUGGUUCAGCAGGUCGGGAGGGCAGGCAGAGGUGGGUUGCAGGCACAUGCGAUUGUUUAUGCUGUCAAACAGCAUACAAAGCUAGACCCAGCAGUUAAGACAGUACUUGAGACUGGAGUCAAUAGUUGUCUGCGGAAAGCUUUGUACUGCCAUUUCGAGGAACACACCACAUCUGUUGAUCCAGGACAUCUGUGCUGCACCCACUGCCAUUCUGUUUGUUCUUGUGAACCUGAAGGUUGUGGGGAGCCAAUCCCUAAAUAUGAACACUUUCAAGGGGAGGUGACCUGACAAACCCAGAAUGGUCACACCUGAGGACAAACUUUUAAAUCAGGGACCUGUUACAGACCUACAGGAGUAGUUUACUUCGGGACCAUACAAACAUACGACUUUACACAGUCGACACAGCCUGCACUGGUUUUGGAGAUGAACUCAUUGAUGCGGUUUUAGAACAGUGUACACAGAUAUUUGAUCUGGACUUCAUUAUCCAUAAUCUCCCUAUAUUCAAACUGGAACAUGCAAAAGAAAUACUAAGAAUUAUGCAUGAGGUCAAACUAAUUUGUUUGAUGACAGUGUUGUUCAGGAUGACUGUUUAGGUUGACAUGUACUACACUGGUUACUUUGAUGAAGAGGAUGAGAAUGAUGAGAUACAAUCAUCACCAAGUAGCUCGUUAUCAGGCUUGUCAAUGUUGAAGAUCUCAGACUAGCUUCAAAUUCAGCCUCAAACUUCUAGCUUCAGGGUCCUGUUGUUUUUUUUUUACCUCUGUUAUAGUAAUAUUUUGAAUAAAAUGUACAUUGUUUAUACUU